Molecule: messenger RNA, 4341 nt
Organism: Helobdella robusta
Lineage: Eukaryota; Metazoa; Annelida; Clitellata; Rhynchobdellida; Glossiphoniidae
Exons: 35
Coding region: 1-4341 (1446 amino acids)
Molecular function (GO): metal ion binding; nucleic acid binding; hydrolase activity
Source: RefSeq, a predicted model, not a curated record
AUGGUGUCUGUCGAGAUGAACGAGAUGAACAGUCAUGGUGAACUGGCGAACGAGGUUCUAUUAUGCGUUGGAGUCGGCAUCGGCCUAGGAAUCACGUGGAAUGAUACCAGGAAGACGUGCUUUGUGCAGCCGCAAAAAUUGAAAGGAAAAAUUAAUGAGAGUGAAGUUUUUAGGAUUAAGCAGUGCGUCACGGCCGAUACCCUUAAAUGCCCUAAAGGAAAAUCUCAUCCUCCCUUAAUAAUCCUCUCCCUGGACGGUUUCAGGGCCGAAUACCUCCUACGCAACAUGACACCAAACUUGGAAAAGAUAAAAAAUUGUGGAGUCCAUUCCCCGUAUAUGAGGGCUGCCUUUCCCACUAGAAAAUUCACCGUCAAAAACAAGGAAAAACUUGAUAAAAGAUGGUACCAGGGAGAGGCCGUAAAUGGAAAUCUCUCAUACGUCGACAAUUUGGUAGGCCGGUUGGUGAAUGGCAUGAUAGAGAGAGGUUACGGAGAAUGCAUGAAUAUAAUCAUCGUGGCAGAUCAUGGAAUGGAGAAAAUUGACUGUGGUCGGACUAUUAACAUAACAAAAUUCCUUACAAAACCCGAGGCAUACUACGUGUAUGAUGGCGUCAGAUCUAGAAUGACAAGCAAGUAUCUAGAGGAUGAAAAAUCAAAAAUAUUUUUCAUCAAUAAGAAUCCUGUUCCAGUAGUGGAAACAUUGCAGGAGCUCCAGUGUAGAGACUACAACACGACAAAGGAUUGGUACAGCAGAGUCCACAGAAAACAAGAACUACCCAAGCGAUAUCAUUACAGCAACAACCCUUACAUCGAUGAUAUCGUCUUUGAUAUACAACCUAGAUACUAUCUUGGAAAGUUUACAAGUCCCAAGUGUCAUGUUAAUCAUGGGAGUCAUGGGUCAGAUAACACGUUCACAAGCAUGCAUGCAAUCUUUCUUGGCAUGGGAUCGUUGUUUAAAGGAAUGGAGGUUGAAGCGUUUGAGAGUAUUGAACUCUACAAUUUAUAUGCCGACCUGACCAACCUCAGACCCUCCCCAAACAAUGGAAGUUACGGAUCCCUCCACCACAUACUAAACACCACCAACAUCAACAGAACGUUGAGUUUUGAUAACGAUUACGACAAUGAUGCUAAUGAUGUAGAUAGUUCUAGAAAUUUCUGCAAAUACCCCGACCAAUCAGAUGAACGAAAUAAGAGAAGACGUACAUCAGGAUUACCUAGCCUACCAUCAACAUGUUUUUCAGCUACAAACGAAGAAAACCUUGAUAAAGAGAUUAACCUAAAAGAAAGUGACAAAAACACAUCCCUAAAAUUUAACCUACCAUUGAAGAUGUACCAAAUACCGAAUUCGAUCAAGUACUGUUCGAUGGUGCAAAGAAGAACAUGCAUUCGAGCAGACGUACGUGACGAUAAUAUGGUCAACUAUGAGAACAUAUACGGAAAAGAAAACAAAGAUAAUGAAUCAAUUGUUAUGUCUUUGCUGUUUCCGCCCGGAUAUUAUGAAAAUGAGCCAUCAUCUGCUGACGCACAUACAACCUCAAACGCCGUACCAAUGUAUGUCGGCUUUCAAGAAGGCGUUUGGAAAGAGUUAUUGCAUCUAAUAGAAGAGUAUUCGGAGAAAUACCGACACAUCAACGUUGUACUCGGCCCGAUAUUCGACUACAACUCCGACGGUCUCAAAGAUACCGACAAAGAUAUCACAAAAUACGUAGAUAGUGAUGGAACAAUACCAAUACCUUCGCAUUAUUUCACUGCCGUGUUCAAAUGUGAGGGGGGUGACUGCGAAACUGUAGAUGACGUCAUUUCCUUUGUACUGCCACAUAAGCCGGAUCCGCAGAAUUGCUGGACGACGACGCGUGACGUUUUUAGCGGAAAACUAUGGGACGGUUGGUCGUGGGAUGACGCUAGUGAUCCUGGAAUGUAUCCGGAUGUUAAGUUGCAGUGUCCUGCGGGGCCUGACUACCUGGAUCGGAAACUGACACCUGUAUUGGAGAAGUUACGAAACAGUGGAGUGACGUCAGAGUCGAUGUCGUCAAUAUAUCCCUCGCUAACAUUUCCUAACCACAAUUCUAUAAUUACCGGAUUAUAUCCGGAGUCUCACGGCAUCAUCGACAACAUCAUGUACGAUUCACAGUUGAAUAAAACAUUCAACCUUGGCAGUCCCAAUCAGUUUGAUACGAGAUGGUGGAUCGGAGAGCCGCUAUGGGAAACCGUGAUAAAGCAGAACAAAACGGCUUAUACAUUUUUUUGGCCUGGAGCUGACGUUGAAAUCCAUGGAAAAUAUCCCACAAAAUACGUGAAGUACCAAUCAGCAGUCCCUCACUCUCUGAGAGUUGACACGGUUCUUGAUUGGUUGAAAAAUGGGUCAGUCGAUCUGAUGACUUUGUACUUCAGUAGAAUUGACGAAGCAGGGCAUAGAGGUGGACCAGUAUCUGUACAGGUUAACGAAAGUUUAGUGGACGCUGAUGAGUCUCUGAAGAAACUGAUGGAUGGAAUAUUUCGGAUGAAGCUUCAUAACUGCAUCAACAUCAUCAUUGUCUCCGAUCAUGUUCAAUGGAAUGCCGACCAGGGCGUAGAACAUGCAAAAAAUUUUGCCCCAGUCUGUUUUGGGGGUGCUGUGGCCGUACCCUGUCAGGUCAAGUUAGAGUCAAGAAUGAGUCCCACUCACACGGAUCGCUCCCUUAACAUAUCCAGACUUCUGUCCCCUAAUGACCGGAAGAGGACGUACAUUUACGAGGGUGCUUCAUCACGGAUUUCCACAACCUACACCUACGGAGCGAAAAGUGAUCUUGUCACUGAGAUAGCCCCAGAAAAUCAAAGUCGUCAUGAGUAUGGGGUCACGUGUGGUGGUGCUGACCCGGACGUGAUAUCAGCCACACUCAACUGUAAAGUGGACCAAAUGGUCAGUUACAACAAGCGGGAAGUCGCCAAACGCUAUCAUUACGUCACUAGCAACAGAAUUGAUGACGUCAUCCUCAUGGUGAAAGACACGUGGCAGGCUUUUAAGGACGAGCCUUGGGAUCUUUUUGGGAACCACGGAUGGGAUCCUCAACAUAAAUCCAUGGAGGCGUUGUUUGUAGCUUUUGGUCCAAGUUUCAAAUCCAGAAAGUCGUACAAAGGAACCUUUGAGAACAUCGAACUCUACAACUUAAUGUCACACUUACUGGGGGUCCGACCGUCCCCAAACAACGGAACUGCUGGAUCACUGAACCAUUUCCUCAAAAAUGAAACGUCACUCCCUGUUACAUCAUCUUCAGGUUAUGAGAACUGUACAUUUCCAAGAAAUGAAAACGAUCUAAAAGCCAGGACGAAUUUCAGUGUUUUUGGUUGCAGCGAACAGAAAUAUGAAUUUCAGAGAUUGAACAAAUCAGACUCGGAGAGAAAAUUCCUACUAGAGAAACACCUCGACCACGGAACGCCAAAAUACUCAAACCAUACUAGCCUAAUCACAAACAGUAAUGGUACAAGUAGUAGCAGUAGUAAUGUAUGUAUACUUCACCAAAAUGCCUUCGUUUCGGCUUUUAAUAAAAAUAUAAGGCUGCCUUUGUGGUCAGCUUACAGAUACGUUCAGCCAUCCAGCGGAUCUCAUCCAGACGUCUGUCCGUCGUUACGUCCGGAUAAGUUGAUCCCAGAUCCCAGACUGACUCAAAAUGAGCAGAUAGGAUGCCAAGAAUGGACUGAUCUUCAUGAUGAUGGUAGUGGUGAUUAUACACCUGUUUCACUCAUUAAAGAAUGGUCAUCUUCAUCAGAAGAUGACUCACCGGACACAAAGUUACUCACUAACAUCGUUCCUAUGCACAAAAAGAUGUACUCUGAAACAUGGUGUCCGCUGAUGGCGAUUAUUGGCAAAUAUUCGCCGAGAACCGAUGUUGUCCUAGGUCCCAUAUUCGAUUACGACUCUGACGGUUUGAUCGAUUCGAAUAUUAAUAAGCCAUGCAUCAAACACAUUGCAUAUGACAGAACAGUUAAAGGAAUACCAAUUCCAAGCCACUACUACGCCAUUCUUUUACCAGUCCAGAAAAAUGUUGGGACACCAAACUUUGAUAGCAUUGCGUUCGUCAUCCCGAAUAACGCCAGAGGAGCUAAGCAUUAUUGCCAGACAUCAGCUCAGUUUAUUACCGAAAACAGAGCGAGAAUAAGAGACAUAGAACUUCUAACAAAUUUAGAGUUCUUAACAAAAACUCCAGCUAUAAACCAAACAAAUAGCAGUAGUGGUGGUAGCGUCAGUGGUAGCAACGGCAGCGCCAGCAGUCGCGACAAUGGCAGAAACAAUGAAAAUAAUUACAAUAUAAGAACUAGGUUACAUCUAUCAAAAAAAUCGUGGAAAGAUUUUGAAUUUUUAUAA